GACACGUGCUGCGCGCUGUUGGUUAAUGCGCGAACUCGCACGUUCUGCAACAUUCGCUUCUCAAACCACAAACUCUGAGGCCUGCAUCGCUGCGGAGACUGAACAACAACCCGGUGACUGGUCUUUGUCCUGAGGCUCCUAACAGCUGCUGUAGGUCGUCCCGCCCAUAAACAUGUCGGCAAGCGAAGUCCCUGACACCCCGGUGGAGGUCCUUGUGGAUCUGCUCACUAAGGCCAGUGAGCUAGCUGCAUCAAGUGGUAAUGUUCCCGAAGAGCUGACACGUCACUUGCAGAAGGCUCUGGACAUCGCCAGUGGUCUGGAUGACUACCUGGAGAAAAUGACCACACAGGAGAGUGGACCUCUGGCAGAGCUGUUUAAGGAAACAAUAUCUCAUGACUGGGAUAAAGUGCACAAGGAGGGUAAAACCAAGUUCCGGCUUCCCAAAGAGUGCAUCACUGGACAUGUGGAAGGUCAGACCCUGAAGAUGCUUAUUCACAUGAGUCAAGCCAAGAAGGUGCUAGAGAUCGGGAUGUUCACUGGCUACGGAGCCCUGUCCAUGGCCGAGGGGCUUCCUGACAACGGCCACUUAGUCGCUUGCGAGUUAGAGCCUUACCUGAAGGAGUUUGCUCUGCCCUUUUUUGACAAGUCCCCACAUGGCAAGAAAAUUACUGUCAAAACUGGAUCUGCCAUGGACACUCUGCAGGAACUGGCAGCUGCAGGUGAGCAGUUUGACAUGAUCUUCAUUGAUGCUGACAAGAAUAACUACAUCAACUACUACAACUUCAUCCUGGACAACAACCUGCUGAAACUACGAGGCGUCAUAUGUGUAGACAACACUCUGUUCAAAGCAAAGGUUUAUCUUAAAGACUCCACCGACGCCAACGGGCUGGCCCUUCGAGAAUUCAACCAUUUUGUCUCGAGUGAUCCACGUGUGGAACAGGUCAUCAUCCCCCUCAGAGACGGCAUCAGUAUAAUCCGACGGGUGUCUGUGGCUUCUGAAUGCUCAAGGACACAGCGUAAAGUAACGGAUGAUGAGGUUUUCCGUGGGGUCAAGGGGCAGUCCAUCCUCGACCGGAUGCGUCUCGAUGGAAAGGUGGCCUAUGUGACAGGUGCUGGUCAGGGGAUAGGCCGAGCAUUUGCUCACGCCCUGGGGGAGGCUGGUGCGAAGGUGGCUGUCGUGGACAUGGACAAAGUUAAAGCUGAGACUGUGGCCGAAGAACUGUCCCUGAAAGGUAUCCAUGCCAUUUCAAUCACAGCUGACAUAAGCAAAUCUGAUGACGUCCAGAAGAUGAGUGACAUCAUCGUCUCCAAAUGGGGAGCGAUCCACAUCGGCUGUAACAACGCCGGCAUCAACAUGAACUCAGCCAGUGAAGACACCAGUUUGGAGGAGUGGGACCAAACGUUUAACGUCAACCUGAGGGGGACGUUCAUGUGCUGUCAGGCGGCAGGUCGAGUGAUGUUGAAGCAAGGAUACGGCAAGAUUAUCAACACAGCCUCCAUGGCCAGUCUAAUAGUCCCUCAUCCUCAGAAGCAGCUCUCCUACAACACGUCCAAGGCCGGAGUGGUUAAACUGACUCAGACUCUGGGCACCGAAUGGAUCGACCGAGGAGUGCGUGUCAACUGCAUCUCACCGGGGAUCGUUGACACCCCUCUCAUCCAGUCGGAGAGUCUGAGGCCUCUGGUGCAGCGCUGGCUGUCAGAUAUCCCUGCUGGUAGACUGGCUCAAGUGACAGACCUGCAAGCCGCAGUGGUCUACUUGGCAUCUGAUGCCUCCGACUACAUGACAGGGCAUAACUUAGUCAUAGAGGGUGGGCAAAGUCUGUGGUAGAGGAGGGAGACGGAAACUUUGUUCCUCACUCACCUGGGAUCAGUUUCAGAAAAGGAGCACCAUUUUAUGCCCAUAUCAGUAUUAAAUUACACAUUUGACCAAUUUCAAAAAGAGUAAUGUUACUGGAUGUUUAGUUGUCGUUCAGCUCUGAUCUAUGUACGACAGGUCUAAUCCUGUAUACGUUCAGUUUGAUGUCACGACUGUUAUAAAUGUGUCAAACGUAACUUGUAUGUUAUGGAAAAAACAGUGUCAGUAAGUUGAAAAUCAAAGUGUAACUAUUGAGAAAUAAAAUGGUGCAACAAACA
Platichthys flesus (European flounder) is the source of this 2133-nucleotide messenger RNA. RefSeq lists its product as uncharacterized. The record is from RefSeq and is a predicted model, not a curated record. The transcript is spliced from 11 exons. NCBI's taxonomy places the organism in Eukaryota, Metazoa, Chordata, Actinopteri, Pleuronectiformes, Pleuronectidae. Gene Ontology annotation, molecular function: O-methyltransferase activity; oxidoreductase activity, acting on the CH-OH group of donors, NAD or NADP as acceptor. The coding region runs from base 173 to 1828 and encodes 551 amino acids.